GCGCGGAGAAGACCCGAAUUUUUAUAAGUCAAAGCAGCCUAAAUCUUACGGUCGAUGCAAACGGCAAUUGAAUAAACCAAUCUGCUAUUGCUUAAGAUCGGAGCAAAAGAGAAUCAGCCAAGCAACGCCUUUACCUUUCCGCCUCUUCGAAUCGCAACAACGACUGUUACAGAGACGAGAGGCGAGCCUACUAGAGGAAACCGCAAUCCGUAGAAUCCUCGAUUCCGCCGCACUACUCAGCCAACCAGUCAGCCCCGCAUAGUUUAAAGUCCAUUUGACGCUGCUGCCAACACACUAUAAGGAGAUGGACAAAGUGAUGAACAUUUUGAAGCCGAAGCCGAACCCUCAACAAACUUUGAGGGAUUGGCAGCGUAAACUUCGCCAGGAGUGUCGCAACAUCGAACGACAAAUCAGAGAUAUAGAGAGGGAAGAGAAGAAUGUACAGAAAGCAAUUAAAGAAGCUGCAAAGCGAAAUGACAUGAAUUCUGCUAAGGCACUUGCAAAGGAAAUCGUGAGAUCUAAAAAGACUGUGAACAGGAUGCAUGAGAAUAAGGCACAGCUUAAUUCAAUAUCCAUGCACCUUGGAGAAAGUGUUGCCAUUGCUCGCACAGUGGGACAUUUGUCUAAGAGCGCCGAAGUAAUGAAGCUUGUGAAUAAUCUUAUGAAGGCACCUGAAGUAGCUCGUACAAUGCAGGAAUUCAGUAAAGAAAUGACCAAGGCUGGGGUGAUUGAAGAGAUGGUGAAUGAUGCAGUGGACAAUGCACUGGAUACCGAAGACAUAGAAGAUGAAACUGAAGAAGAAAUCGAGAAAGUGUUGACUGCAAUUGCUGGUGAGACUGCCGCAUCGCUUCCUCUUGCUACCAGAAAGGAAAAGUUAAAGCAAUCGACAGAAGAAGAUGCGGAGGGUGCCAACGAUGAGGAGUUAGAAGAACUUAGAGCACGCCUCGACAAAGUUCGGUCUUAACUUUUACCAUGUAAUCAUAUUUCUAAUUCCCACACAUAAACACUGUGUUUGUAUUAGAUAUUUUGCCCCUUUUUAACCCCAGAUAAUCAACAUGUUAUCAUGUUUUCCUCCUCUGUAUCCAGGGCGUUGCUGACAUCUGUUGUAACGAAGCUGCAUUGAGCGCUUCUCUUGUGUAUAUAUUUCCCCAAGACGUACUUGUUUGCAUAUACUUUGUGUUCACACACUAUGAUUGUAAACUAACUGAAUUGAAGCAAACACACAAAUUAUUAUUUGUAUAAAUUCACGCCAAUUCAUAUUCGUUUCAUAAUC
Molecule: messenger RNA, 1273 nt
Organism: Cuscuta europaea
Lineage: Eukaryota; Viridiplantae; Streptophyta; Magnoliopsida; Solanales; Convolvulaceae
Source: the annotation of a GenBank genome assembly